This is a messenger RNA of Chiroxiphia lanceolata (lance-tailed manakin), 1441 nucleotides long. It is a transcript of the gene SPINT2, whose product is annotated as serine peptidase inhibitor, Kunitz type 2. The record is from RefSeq and is a predicted model, not a curated record. NCBI's taxonomy places the organism in Eukaryota, Metazoa, Chordata, Aves, Passeriformes, Pipridae. Gene Ontology annotation, molecular function: serine-type endopeptidase inhibitor activity. The transcript has 6 exons. The coding region runs from base 84 to 773 and encodes 229 amino acids.
UCGGGGGGUGGGCGUGGCCUGUCCCGGGAGUGGGCGUGGCCGUCGGCGGCGCACCUGUGUGACGUCAUCGGCGCUCACCUGCGAUGGCGGCGGGGCGGCUCCUCCCGCUCCUCCUCCUGCUGCUCCUGGGGGGGGUCCGGGGGGUCCCCGCCCCUGAGCCCCCCCCCCCCAACACCGCCCUCGACGAUCGGUGCCGGUUACCGGCAAUCACCGGCCGCUGUCGCGCCUCCAUCCCCCGCUGGUUCUUCAACGCCUCCUCCGGGACCUGCGAGAGUUUCGUGUUCGGCGGCUGCGGCGGGAACGGGAACAACUUCGGGAGCGAGCGGGAAUGUCGGGAGGGGUGCGGGGGGGUCCCGGAGCGGGCUCCGAAUCGUCCCAACUCCACCUUGGCAGAGCGCUGCUCGGCCCCCCCCGUGACGGGCCCGUGCCGGGCGUCCUUCGUGCGCUGGUAUUUCAUCCCGGCCGAGAAUUCCUGCCGGGAAUUCACCUACGGCGGUUGCCGCGGCAACGGCAACAACCACCCGGACCGCGAGGAGUGUCUGCGCCGCUGCCGCCCCCCCGCAGGUGAUCCCGGUGCCGAAUUCCGACGGUUUUUGGCUACCAAAGGGCUGGUUCUGGGGGGUCUCCUGGCAGCGGGGGCCGCUCUGGGAUUCGGGAUCCGGGCGGGGCUGCGGCUGCUCCGGAGGAAGCGGGACCUGGCGGGAUCGGGAUCGGGAUCCAAACCCCCCCGGGACGACACGGAGUGUCUGAUGAAGGAGGCCUACACCGUCUGAGGGGGGGGACACCCCAAAACCCCCCCCGAAAAACCCCCAAAAUCCCCCCCUCGGGCACCUCCCGCCUCCCGUCGCUUUUUGUCCCGGCUGAUUUUUGUAGGAAAAAAUGGGAUUUUUGUAGGAAAAAAGGGGAUUUGGGGGAAUCAGAAAUUGGGGGGGGGGACCCCCUGAACCUUCUCACCUGACACCCCCACCCCAAAAAACCCACCCUGACCCCCCCAAAAAACACCUCCUGCCUCCCGUUGUUUUUUCUCCCGAGUGAUUUUGGGGUGAUUUUUGUAGGAAAAAGGGGGAUUUUGUAGGAAAAAGGGGAUUUGGGGGAAUCAGAAAUUGGGGGGCGACCUCCUGAACCUUCUCACCUGACCCCCCCACUCCAAAAAACCCACCCUGACCCCCCCCCAAACCCCCAGUUUGGGUUGUUUUCCCUCCCUUUUCCCACCUUGGGGGGGGGUCUCCUUGCCCCCCCCUCCCCAUUUUGGGGGGUCCCAGCGCUGUUUGGGGACCCCCCCACCCCUUGUUUGUUGUAUUUUGGGGGGGGGGGGGGGUUUGUUGUGAUUAUUGGGUCGAAUCGAUGGGAUUUGGGGGUUUUGGAUAAUUUUUUUUGGGGGGGGGAGGGGAAUUUUCUACGUUCCAGGGAUUUGUUGGAAUAAAGGGAGAUUUGGAACCAA